Molecule: messenger RNA, 1376 nt
Organism: Ictidomys tridecemlineatus (thirteen-lined ground squirrel)
Lineage: Eukaryota; Metazoa; Chordata; Mammalia; Rodentia; Sciuridae
Gene: Otud6a
Product: OTU deubiquitinase 6A
Biological process (GO): protein K29-linked deubiquitination; protein K27-linked deubiquitination; protein K33-linked deubiquitination
Molecular function (GO): cysteine-type deubiquitinase activity
Source: RefSeq, a predicted model, not a curated record
AGGCUGAGGGGGUUGUGACUACCAUCAAGUUCACACGGUUACCAUUCAUAGGACACUAUGGAUGACUUACCGAGUGAACACCAGCGGAUGAUACGCCGCCACCACCGGGAGAAGAAAGAGCUACAGGCUCGCAUCCAGAGCAUGAAAAACUCCGUCCCCAAGAGCGACAAGAAGAAAAGAAAGCAGUUGCUCCUGGACGUGGCCCGCCUUGAGGCCGAGAUGGAGCAGAGGCACCAGCAGGAGUUGGAGAGGUUCCAGGAGAACUUCCCAGACAACAGUGAUCUUGAUUCAAUCACUGAAGAUCUGGCCAAGAUGGAUCUCGAGAACCAACCUCCCAGAGUUUCCAGAGCACAGAGAAGACGGGAAAGAAGGGCAGCCUUGGAGAGAGAUAGCCUGGAAAGAAUCGCUAAAGCAGAGAUGGAGCAUAUGGCCAGCUUCCGUCGUGAGGAGGAGAAGAAGGUCGCUGCCAUUCUUGAAUCCAAGAAUCUGGAGAUGAAGGAUAUACCUGCUGAUGGCCACUGUAUGUACCGUGCCAUCCAAGAUCAGCUGGUGUUUUCUAUGACGGUGGAGAGCCUGCGCUGCCGCACUGCUGAGUAUAUGCAGAAACAUGUCGACGACUUCUUGCCCUUCUUCAGCGACCCAGAGACGGGUGGCACCUACACCCUCGACGACUUCAUGAGCUACUGCGAAAACAUCAAACGCAGUGCAUCAUGGGGAGGCCAGCUGGAGCUGAGAGCCCUGUCUCACAUCCUGCAGAUGCCCAUCGAAGUGAUCCAGGCCGAUUCACCCAUCAUCGUCAUUGGGGAGGAGUACAAGAAGAAACCACUCAUCUUGGUCUAUCUACACUAUGCCUGCAACCUUGGAGAGCACUACAAUUCGGUGAAGCCACUCGAGGCUGGCGCUGUCGGUGGUGCAGCUCCUCGACUCUUCUAGGCCUUUUCACAUGCUACAGAACCCUCUGGAUGCCAUUGCUGCCGCGCAGUCGCUAGAGCUGAAGCCGCUGCCUCAUCUGCUCAGUAGGCUCAUUUUUUUUUUCCAUUUGGUUCUUUUUCUUUUUUCACUCCUCGUUUUACUUAAUAGGUUCCUCCCACUGCCGCUUACCCCUUGGCCUUCUAUCCUCCCUGUGGUUCCUUCAUUGAUUCCUUCAAGCAGUGGGAGAUGGGAGACUGAUGAGGGAAUGUCUGAUUUUACUACACGAGAGACAGGAGUUUGAUAAGCUCUGAACUCUUUUUGCCCAUGUAGAUCUUUAGUUCUCUCUCCUACUGAGAGUUGGUAGUGUUUCAAAGAGUUUUGGAUAAAAAUGGGAACUUGUUGGGGCUGUGGUUAUAGCUUGGUGGUAGAGUGCUCACCUAGCAUGUGUGAGGCGCUGGGUUCGA